AUUACAACCCACUCCUGGAAAUAAUUUUCCACUUCAUGAAGUGUUACAGGUGAUCCAAACUUCCAAGGUAUUUGGAAUGUUUUCCACCAACAUAACUGUUGUAUGUUUAAUUUGUUUUUCUCUUUUGUUUGACAAAGUACAGAUUGCAGAUGGAAUCCUCUAAGAGUGAAUUUAGAGCUCACUCAAAACAAUGAAUAAUAUGACAUCCUGCUACUCUUGAAUAAAAAGGGCUAAACCAAAGCUGGAUUGAGCUCUCUGAAAGCACUUAAGAAGUAAUUUUCUUUGUUUGACUAGCUUCUUCUUCAUGGAAUUGACUAAGUGGGUCCGUCAGUGACUGAGCACGACUCAGCACCCCAUUGGAAAUAGAUGGGCAGCCAUGUUUUACCAACAGGACUUGUGCAAAGGCCACUCUGACCAUACAGCCUUUUGGCCCUUGAAGCAACUGUUGGGUUUCACCUUAAUAAUCAUGUCUCUUCUGUUCACUGCCUUCGGGGCCAUUUCAACUUACAGAUCAGUUCACAAUUGUUUCAGCUUCCCUCAUCAACCCCGGAAGCCUAUGAAACAUAAAUCUUCCUGAAGUUCUGUAUCAGCUACCUCAAGCCUCCACUGAUAACAUCAUUACUCAAAACUGAAAACGGAUUCCUAAUUCCAUUUUCCCUUAAGGGGAGUGGGCUUUCUUCUGAGAAUCUGAAGUUAAAUCUUCCUGAAGUAAAAAAUAACAACUAAUCCUUUAUGUUUCAUAUAGAUAUAGUUCAUUCAUUGAGCAAAUAAUUGACAUUUGUACACUAGUUUGCCACUCUCUAAAUGUCCAGGUUAUUCACUAUUGGAAUCUUAAUUGUAUCUAUCUUCUCUCAUUCUAAAGUAAAUAAAUACUUUAUAUUGUUCCAUAAAACAAUAGUAUCAUAAAUGGCAUAGACUUUUUUUUUCUAGGUGGCUGAAGCCAUACUAUUUUAUAGCAAUCAUGGAGAACAUUAAAGAUAUUACAAACCAAGAAGAACUUUGGAAAAUGAAGCCUAAGAGAAGUCUGGAAGAUGACAGUUACUCGACUAAGCACACGGGAGACCCACACAUGCUGAAAAGGCCCAUGCUCUUGCAUUUGCAGCACACCGUCCAUGUUAAUGCGUUUGACUGCCCCUCCGAGCUUCAGCACACGCAGGAAUUCUUCCCGAACUGGCGCUUGCCAAUUAAAAUUGCAGCGGUUAUAUCCUCUCUGACCUUCCUGUACACUGUUCUGAGGGAAAUCAUUCACCCUUUAGUAACUUCCCAUGAACAGUAUUUUUAUAGAAUUCCAAUCCUGGUCAUUAACAAAGUCUUGCCAAUGGUUUCCAUCACCCUCUUGGCGCUGGUUUAUUUGCCAGGAGUGAUAGCAGCAGUUGUACAACUCCGCAAUGGAACCAAGUACAAGAAAUUCCCGCCAUGGCUAGACAGAUGGAUGCUGACACGGAAGCAGUUCGGGCUGCUCAGCUUCUUUUUUGCUGUGUUGCAUGCAGUGUACAGCCUGUCGUACCCAAUGAGGCGGUCCUACAGAUACAAGCUGCUCAACUGGGCGUACAAGCAGGUUCAACAAAACAAAGAGGAUGCCUGGAUUGAGCAUGAUGUUUGGAGAAUGGAGAUUUAUGUGUCCCUGGGGAUUGUAGGACUGGCCAUCCUGGCUCUCUUGGCUGUGACAUCUAUCCCAUCUGUGAGUGACUCUUUAACAUGGAGAGAAUUCCACUAUAUCCAGAGCAAACUGGGAAUUGUCUCUCUUCUUCUGGGCACAGUACACGCUUUGAUUUUUGCCUGGAAUAAAUGGGUAGAUAUCAAUCAGUUUGUCUGGUACAUGCCUCCUACUUUCAUGAUAGCCGUUCUCCUUCCAACUGUUGUCCUGAUAUGUAAAGUUGUGCUCUCCUUGCCCUGCUUGAGGAGGAAGAUACUGAAGAUUCGAUGUGGUUGGGAAGAUCCCAGCAAAGUAAACAGGAUGGAGGCGGCCUCCCGGCUGUAGAAUUACUCAAUAUUGGUGUUUUGUUAUAAAUAUCUCAAGUUUGUGUUUGUUAAUAAAAUGAAUGCUUCAGGAUCA
This is a messenger RNA of Cricetulus griseus (Chinese hamster), 2056 nucleotides long. Lineage: Eukaryota; Metazoa; Chordata; Mammalia; Rodentia; Cricetidae. The record is from RefSeq and is a predicted model, not a curated record.